GCUGGUGCCGGAGGAGGGCGUGGGCGGGAGGAGCUCGCGCGGGGUGCGCGGGGUGUGCGGCGGAGAGGGGGGCUCGAGCUGCAGCAGGAGCCGCCGCCGCCGCCCGCCUUGCACCAUGUUCGCGCAGCUCGAGCGAUGCGAACGCGAGUGGCACGAGCUGGAGGAGGAAUUCCAGGAAUUGCAGGAAACCCACAAAGUGUACAGGCAGAAGCUAGAGGAGCUGACCACACUCCAAGCAUCCUGUAAUAACUCCAUCAGCAAGCAAAAGAAGAAGCUGUCAGAGCUCAAGGGGAGUCUCCAGAGGUGUAAGCAGCAUGCCAACUGUGAAGAAGCUGACCUCAUUCAGCAGAUGAGCGCCAGCAUCAAGGAACGGCAGAAUAUCUUCUUUGACAUGGAGGCUUACCUGCCCAAGAAAAACGGGCUGUAUCUCAGUCUGGUCCUGGGCAACGUCAACGUUACCCUCCUCAGUAACCAGGCCAAAUUUGCUUACAAAGAUGAAUAUGAGAAAUUCAAGCUUUAUUUGACUAUUAUCUUCCUGCUCGGGGCCAUAGCCUGUCGAUUCUUCCUUCACUAUAGAGUAACCGAUGAAGUGUUCAACUUCCUGCUGGUCUGGUACUACUGCACGCUCACCAUCCGGGAGAGCAUCCUCAUCAGCAACGGCUCCAGAAUUAAAGGCUGGUGGGUAUCUCACCACUACGUCUCCACAUUUCUGUCUGGGAUAAUGCUGACUUGGCCAAAUGGACUCAUCUAUCAAAAGUUUCGCAAUCAGUUUUUAGCUUUCUCCAUCUUUCAGAGCUGUGUCCAGUUCCUACAAUAUUAUUAUCAGAGUGGAUGCCUCUAUAGACUACGGGCUCUGGGGGAAAGGAAUCAUUUGGACCUCACAGUGGAGGGAUUCCAGUCCUGGAUGUGGAGGGGCCUUACUUUUCUCCUACCAUUCUUAUUCUGUGGUCACUUCUGGCAGCUUUAUAACGCCAUCACGUUGUUUGAGCUCUCCACCCAUGAAGAAUGCAAAGAGUGGCAGGUCUUCGUCUUGGCCAUCACGUUUCUCAUCCUCUUCCUGGGCAAUUUCCUGACCACACUCAAAGUCGUGCAUGCCAAACUCCAGAAGAACAGAGACAAGGUGAAGUUAUGAGCAGCCACGCCUUCCCUGCCUUGGCGCCCUGGACUCUGACCCAGUUCGGGGCAUCCCAGGGGACGUUGCUUUGGACACCAUUUCCCAGGCGGCUUCUGGGAGCAGGCCCUGGGCCCCACGGUCACCCUAACUCCAGACUCAAAGAAUGUGAACUCUUCCAUUCAGUAUUACUCCAGACAUGUGCCCCACCCAAUCUCCAUGCCCGGUCCCUCCUUUCUGUCUAUUUAAGACUGGGUCUUCCCCACUCCGCUGGAAGCAGAGACCUCUCCUGUCCUCCUAGCUGCCAGCCCACACAGGCCCAGUCCCUUUCUAGGGGUGCUUUCCCCACCUCAAGUUGUAUAGGAGCCGGGAGAGCAAGCAUGUGUCAGCAACUCUCCGUGUUUCAGAUUUCUCUUGGGAGGUGAACUCUGCCCUGCUGUUUUGGCCUAAGAUGGGAAUGGGCAAUGAUGAAUCCUUCAGUGUCAUGUGGGCCUCGUUCCCCCCUCCCUGGGAAUGCUGCUAUUCCCCCAGGAUCCUCCCCUCUUCCCUUCUGCCUACCCAACGUCCUAGAGAACCACUCUGUCUCAUCUCUUCUCCCGUUUCUCUUAUCUGUCUCUUGGUGGCAGUGUACCUCCUGGAGCCAAGCCCUCAGUGACCUCUCACUCCCCUGGGCAGCCUUUCCUUGGGACUUACUUCCCCUCUCCUUACACCUCCCCAACAUGUUUGUGUUGGAGAGAGGGGAUGAAUGUUUACAAGACAGACUCCAAUGCGUGUGCCUGCGAUGCUGGGUCCGCUGCUGGGUGUAAUGCAAAGAAUAUCGGAUUUGGAGGUAAAAGACCCAGGUUCAAAUCCUGACUAUAAUUUAAUUGUCCGGGUGUUAGCCAUCUGCUUCCUCCUCUCUGGGCUGAUGUCUCCUAUUCUUUCAUGGGGGCCUGGAAAAAGAUCCCUGAAGCUCCCUCCAGCUGUGAUUCUGAAGCCGCCAAGUCCCUCUCAAGCCCCCUAGUGCCCGCUCCAUAGGGCAAUGCACACCCGCCUCUCACCUAGAGCAGCUGCCUGGGUUGGCUCUUCCCGGACCGCAGUAGACAGCAAUUCUUGAGCGACACCAGCAGAGGGUGCUGUGGGCCGCUGGAUUUGGAUGGGUUUGAGGUGGGGGUGGCUGAAAUUCAACAUGCCGACUCUAGAAACUCCCUCCUCAAGGUCAGUGUGGGCACACUCAGGGAAAAAUGGGGUUGGACUAGAACUCUCUUCCAGAUGCCAGCCUUAAAGUCCUAGGGAUGCGGGCUACUGGGCGAGGUGACUUUGGGGGAGGAGAAAAUCUGGCACCUGUGCUAACCCCUCCUGUGGGUAAUUGAGAAUCGAUAUUUGAGUGGUGGCCACACCAUAAGCGUCUGCCCACCCCCCUCCCUCCACCAUCUUAGUGGGGUGAGGGCGAUCAGCCAGCACCAGCCCGGAUCUCCUCCUCUGACCACCCCUCCCCCUCCUCCAAAUGCUGGAUGGUUUCUGUUUUUUAAUAAAAAUUCUCAUUUGUCUGAA
Messenger RNA from Dromiciops gliroides (monito del monte), 2644 nucleotides. It is a transcript of the gene TMEM120B, whose product is annotated as transmembrane protein 120B. Gene Ontology annotation, biological process: fat cell differentiation. Bases 116 to 1132 code for a protein of 338 amino acids. Gene Ontology annotation, cellular component: nuclear inner membrane. The record is from RefSeq and is a predicted model, not a curated record. Lineage: Eukaryota; Metazoa; Chordata; Mammalia; Microbiotheria; Microbiotheriidae. The transcript is spliced from 12 exons.